ACUGUUGGCAACACUGUUACAAGUCGACAUUUUGACGAAGUUUAACUCGUUCGAUUUUUACACCCUGAGUACAUAAAUAUUUUCUAUGUAAUACAAUAAAUGUAUUCUAAUAAAAUAAUGAACUUAAAUACAUUUUGGGUAGAAUAGUGAAAAUAUAAGUAAAUAAAGAAUGUAUGAAAUGUAUUGUUUUUGAUAAAGAAGUUUUAAUUCCCAAAAGCUGGAACUGACUUUCGUCCGUGUGCUGCGGUAGGCUUCGCAGUCGCUCGCUGUGUUCGGUCGCCGCUGUUCUCGCUCCCACAGCUACUACAUUGCCAUAUCCUUUGUGCUUUGCGUGCUUGUUAAGCAUCGAUUUGGGCUAAACGUUAGAUACCACCUAACAAUAUUUAGGGUGUAGUGUUUUGCUAUUAAAUGUUAUAUAUAUAUAUCGCUAGAAUGUGAAAAAUUUUACGAAAGUGAUUUAUUGAAACUAAAUAUGCGGCGAUAUAUCCCAGAACAAAACUAGAUUUAAUUAUCUUCUAGUCUAUUGUUUACUGUUAAUGGCACCAUCGUGAAUCAUCAAAAUGUCUCGCUUUGGAUUACGAAGCAGUUCGGAUAUCUUCAAAGUCUCUGAGGAGCAAGCAAAUCGCAAGAAAAUAGGUUCUGACAGCAAACUGUCUUCAAAACGAAAUUGUCAGAAGAAAAAGAAACUUAUUUACUUGCAUAAAGAUGAAGGAUUGAACGAGUCUUGUACUCAAAAGGAUGAAAAUAAGUCUUCUGUCUCUAUUGUGUGUAGUUUGCCUCUAAACCGAUUAAGUGGAUUUAUAGAAAAGCUCAAAACAAACAAUUUGAGUAUUGAAAUUAAAAAUCAAUAUAUUAAUAAAAGUUCCCUUAAUGAAGUAAAAGGCGUAGAUGGAAUAAAUUUGUGCGACCAACUUUCUGUUGGAACUAUCUGUGAGAAUGUUGGUUCAAAUCAUCAGGAAUUCGACGACUGCACUUCGUCUGUGGAAGAAAGCGUAAGAAUUCUUUGCUUGUACUGUGAUAAAAAGUUCACGUCCUAUAAAAUGCAGCUGAAACAUGUUGAAAAGUUUCAUAUUCAGCAUAAGAAUCGCAGGUGUAGUGGCCGCAACUCACAAGUUGCUCUUCUAAACGAUUCAAAAAAACAGCGAGGAGAUUCUUGCGGCAUUGUGGUAGCAAAAUAUCCUGGAUGCAUAUACUGCAAACGAUCUAGAUCUAAUCAAAUAGAAGCAUCGAUUAAGGACUUAAACGAUCUUUUUCUUCAUUUCGUUGAUUGUCAUCCAGACAAAUAUUUUGGAUGUAAAUCAUGUGUACUGCGUUUUCCAAACAUUUCAAAAUUGUCCCAACACAUGCAGGCCAUACAUAAGGAUAUACCACACUUGGCAGAUGAUAGUUUAAAGUGCAAAGAUUAUGAUUUAACUAUAUUGGAAAACGAUGAUAUUGAAAAGAAUAGUCGAGAUAGAUUGAAAACGACAAAGCCGAGGUGUUCUAAAACACAAAAGAGUGUUAAUGUUAGCAUUCCGUCUACAUCACCCGAAGAUCCCAUAACCACGAAUUCUAAUACGAUAAUGGGUGCUGAAGAACCAAUUUUAUCUAGACUAGGGCUUGCACAAAAUCGACUACCAAACAGCAGAAAAGGUAUUCGUUCACGAAAAGAUAGCAUCCUCUCAGACUCGAUACUGAAGCCUGAUCAGCCAUCUGUUUAUAUGACAGCUGUAAAAGCACGUAAUAAAUCUGGAAAAAAUGCAAUCAGAGAGAGUGGUGAUGCCGAAGUGGUUUUUCGUAUGCCGACAAGAACGGAAAUGUUAUCCAGUGUAUUCGAUGAAAACUUUUACAGAGAUGUUGUUUCAAAUGUUCGAAAUAAUCUAUUAUAUUUUUUGGAUGGAAAGCUUCUGGGAAAUGUGGGUAGUGCCAUGCAUAUGAAUUCAUCCGUUUCUUUAAUCAAACAUCAAAUGCCAACUAUUAAAAGUACAUUGGCUGAAAGUCCCAUUGUUCCGGAUGAGCGCAUUAUUAUAGAUAGUGAGAUUCAUGCUGCCACAAGUCUUUCUACAAUUACAGCUUUUCCAACACUUUUAACAGCAGAACAGUAUGGUGGGGAUGCGGUUUUAUCAAAAAUUCGAAGACCGCAUACAAAACAUUCUUGGAAGUGGAAAUGGGAUAGUGUGAAGAAGUUUAAGUUAAUAAAUGAAGGUGGAAAAAUAGUAAAAAAAAUGAAGCAGCCAAUGCUGGGGCUACGGGAUUUAUCAAAACUGGAUAUGUGGACUCAACUGUCGAUGCGUCAAAAACACGAAAUGCAGCAGUGUAUUUUAAAUGCUGACUCCCACUCGAAUGAAAGCGUACGAGAAGAAAAGCAACGAAUAAAUGAACAAUUAAAUUAUAUUCUGGAUAUGCGCUUAUUACCUCAUAUCAUCUUGGAACAAAAUGAACAAGCAAUAAUAAAAAUCGAGAAUGAUGAAUUUGGAAUAUUAUCACAUAUGCCAAAUAGUGAGGAGGAUGGAUCGUAUAAUAUUCUGAAUCAAUCAUUUGUCGAUGAAACCUUUUUUUCCAUACUACAACUUUCACCCAAUCACGAGCUUCAUUGUAAUCGAACACAACUAGUAUUAAGUGGAGAAUGGGCGCGACCAAGAUGUUAUCUAUGCAUGUGUUGUGGCGCGAAAUUCGAAAAGUUAAAAUCCUUAGAAGAACAUAAAAUGUUUCGCCAUUCGCACGUUCUUUCCGCCCACUAUGAGGUGGUUGGACGUGAGUUACUGGCAGGAAACUCACUGUGCCACUUAUUUAUACCCAAUCGAGCAUUAAGUUAUUAUGGCAAUGAAAGUUACAGUAAUUCGAAUAUUGUGCGAAAAAUUGGUUGGAAAAAAAAUGAGUCGAUCCACAUAAGUCAAAGGAUAUUAACAGGUUCAACAGGAGAUGAUGAUUCUUCUGAUAGCAUACAAUCGACUGUAAAUAGUUGCACUUUAAAUGUUUACAGUGCUAAACAUAGUACAACCACAGAUGAGUGCGACACUGACACAAAAACCACCUUAGACAUUAACACCGGAUCGCCAUCGAAUAGUAUGCAGUCGUCGAAUUCCCUAUUUACUGCGCCAUCAAAAAUGCAUCUAAAAUGUAAGGAGGGGGUUUCAAUUUCAACAAAAUGCUCAAAGUGCACACGCAGAUGCAAUGGAACUUUAGAUUUAUAUCGGCAUAUGUUGGAUUGUUCGGGCGAUUAUAUUUGGUCUCUAGCUAAGAAAAGAAAAUACCGUUAUUAUUGUGGAUCUAAAAAACGGCGCUCGUGGAACAAGCAUAACUUCGCGGAGUUACGCAAAAAGCCUCAAAAGAUCUCAAAACCGUCGCCUCCAUCAAAUGACACUGAAGAGAGCAUUUCUUCUUCUAAAGUGAAAACUCCUUCAAGACAGCGUCCCAGCGAUGCUGAAUCAAUAAAAAAAAUGCUGGAAAAUUUACCGCCCAAACGGAUAUGCAAAAAAAUAUUCCCGGCUUUAACCAAGACAAAGAAAUCGAAAUUUAUAACGAAGCAUAAGAUAUACAGUAGUCAAGGGAGACUUAGAUCUACUCGGGCUAGGCAAAUUUCAAAACUAUCAAAGUCCAAAGUUAAUUUUUCCAAUAAAACAAACAAAAGUAUGAAAAGAUUGCAUCAUAAAUCCGACAAGAUGGUCGUGAAACACAAUCCCAAAAAUUUACUCAAAGUAAAUAGAAAUACAGAGAGUAACGACUGUAUAAAUAUUUUUACAAAUGAUCUAGAAAAUGAAAAUCAUCAAAAUGCUCCAAGUUCUAGUAAUAUUUUACCACAAGCCGAUGUAUCCAUCCAGAAAAGCGAAGUUGAUUAUAAAGAAACAGUUUUGGAAAAAUCGAAUACUGCAUAUGCUGUAGAAUGUACGGACGGACCAACAAAGAUUACAUCAGAAAAUAUCAGUAUUCCGAAUGAGAGUCGAGUUUGUGACAGCUUACGUUCAAAUAAAGUUGGGCAAGAAACUGAUUUUCAAAAACCGACCGCAGGGGAUAUUUCGGUAAACUAUGAUGCCAAACACAACACACAAUAUCUUGAAAAUGUUACCUGCAAUAAGAAAAGAAGCAAAAAGAUCAAUGACUGUAUUGCUAUGCUGACCGGUAAAUUGGAAGAAAAACUAAAGACUGAAAAAAAUUCAUUAAACAAAGAUGAGGCAAACAUAGAAAAAGAAACUAAUAGCGAAAAUAAAAGUAGGUUAAGUGGUGAAUCCAAAACACCCAAGAGAAAAACACUUUCGCGAAAGAUAAUAAAAGUGGACAGUAUCCCCUCCCAAUCGUCAUUAGGUAAAGCUGAGGUAGUGCUGGAAACUACAACAUCAGCACCAAUUAUAUCGAAAAUACCGAGUACUCCAAUCGUCGCAAGUACAUCAAUUGCAAAAAUGAUAACAGUCUCAACGUCAACAAUGACAAUAACAACAUGCAAAUCAACGGUCCAAAAUAAUAUAAAUAUAAGUUACCUCUCAAAACCCGCAAAUAUUAACCUGUUGCUAGAAAAUAACAAAUAUUCUCCGUUGAAUAAACAACCCACACAAUUAGUAUCAACAAAUCCUAGUCCUAUUGUAGCCGUAAUGCCACCAAUUACCUUGGCUUCAACGAAUGCUAAUUCAUUAUUGUUAACGAAACCACCUACACCUUUAGUCGUGGAUAAAAUUAAAAAAGCAACGCCAGCACUAGUAAAUGCGAAUACAAUUGUUGAAUUGGUACCUCCAUUUCCAACACUGCCUCUUAAUCUUCCAUUGCAAACUAUACAAGUCCAUUCAACAUCUAUACCGCCGACGCCACAGCCGCCUGUCUUAACAGUAUUACCACAGCCACCUCUUUUGUCAACACAGGUACCUAUCGCUCCGGUUGUACCUGUUGCUCCUAUGGCUCCCAUUGUACCAGUCGCACCAAUGACACCUAUAGUGCCUGUUGCGCCUAUAUUCAAUUCAGAACCACUAAAUUUAUCCAAUACAAAAAUUAUCAAAAAACCAAAUGUAAACGAAUUAGUUUGCUUAACUCCAUAUCGAGGUGGCAUACCGAUGAGAAGACAAACCAUUUGUGGUUUUGAAGCUAGAAAUUUUAUUCUGGAAGAUGAACCUUUAGACCUUUCAAAAAAAUCUAGCAAGGAUCAAUCACAAGAUGUUCCGGCCAUGAUUCCACUAUUACCUAUAAUUAAACCUAUGGAAAUCCAUAACAUUCCUCCAAUCGGUAUGAAUAUGGCCAUUGCGACUCAUCAAGAUGUUUCUUUAAACAAGCAAUUUUAUUCUAAUCUGGAACUACUGAAGAUUCCACAAAUACGAAACCAUGGAAAUUCCAACAGCAGCGAAGUGAGUUUUGUAAAUGCAAUCCCUAAAUGUCCGUCUAAGAAACGGAAUGUAGGUAAAAACAACAACGAACCUACUUCCAAAUCCGAAACGUCGAACAGAAGUAAGGGUAGUAACAAGGAAUCUUCAGUGAACAAAAAGGAUAGUUUAAUGAAGGGCAAAAGCCCUCUAAAAAUGGAUGAUGAAGUUAUAAAUCAUAUCGACGAUGCUAUAAAUUCUGUAAUUAAUGCUGUUCAGGCAAGUUUGCCAGAUAAUGAGGAAGAUAUUGGUGUCAAAUAUAAUAAGUGCAAUAAAAAUAUUAAUCAAGUGCAACCAAUAAAUCCAGUACCUCUUGCUAAUCAGAGAAUAUUCGAUCUGGCAGAACUCCCUACACAAACACAGUCAUCGUCAAUGCCAAUUAUUGUGACGCAUUUACCAUUGCCCGAAACAUCGUUACAGAUGCAAAGGUGUAACGAAGAAGAAACGAAAAACGAAGAAGUUGUAAAUACAAAUUUAAUGAAGCCUUUGGUGCUCCUACCUCAAAAGCGUUACGUUCGAUCGAAAACUGUAGAUUGUCGUCCAAACGCGCUGUUGAUUGCCCCAGAAAAUGUAUCAGAUAACUUGCAACAUCUAACUGAAUUGCCCGUGGCUGAGCUCAACGUAAUAAAUAUAGCAACUACCAACGUUUCUACUAAAAUCUCAGAAUGUUCAAAAAGUAUCAAUGUUAUACCUAAGGAUACACUUGAGGUCCCCGUUAUAGACUGCAAAACGAAAACUCCAAACUGCGAUACCAACAAUUUUCAGAAUUGCGAAACAGUCUUAAGCCAAAAAACAAAUAAUGAUUUAAGUGUUUCGAAUGAAACACACUUAAAUGAUAAAGAGCCUUCAAGUCUUCCCUCUGAUCCACAAAAUGUAUUGAAGAAAUGCAUUUCUCCAGCAGUCGAAGUUGCGAAUGAAGUAAAUGCAAACAUAACUGAGGAAAAUAUGAGCAACAUUAAUAAUACGUCAUCUGGUUUCCAUAGUUGUGGACAAGUGGAUAACACAGUGGAGGCCACGAAGAAACAGAGGCGUCGACGUAAAAAUGAGUUGGCUGCUAUUGUAGCUGACCAACUUCUGGAAAGCUUUAAAAUAGAUAAAACCCGACGUGAUAAUCUUAAAAAGUUGGAAAAUUUAGCUUACGAAAAGAGCGAGGAUCUGUUUGUUACAGGUAUGUUAUUAAUGUCAAGUACAAAGAGAAAUGUUACGUCUGCCAAACCCGAUCAACUGAGUAAUGAUGUAAACUCAAAUAAGAAUUCUGAUAGCGUAAGUCGGCAAAGGCAAGAGCAAAGCAAAACCAAAACAGCCAAGGUGAAACACAAACAAAAUGCUAGUAACAAUAAAGCUCUUCAGCUUGUAGACACAAUACCAACCCUCAUGAAUACAAACAAUGGUCCGAAUGAGAAAUCCAGAGACGAGAAAAAUGCAGGAAAUAAAAGAAAUAAAAAACGGCAAUCUCGUAGCAAAGGUAAACCUUUGGACAACGAGAAUAUAAGUAAAUUAAAAUCAUCACUUGAGUCAUUUUCUAUUGGCAUAGAAAAACAACUUACAGAAUUAGAAGCUAGAAAUGCAACCCUUAAUGUUCCUGAAUCAAAACUCUUAAACACUUCACCAGCUUCUAUGAGGCUAUCUCUUCUAAGACCAAGUAUACUAUCUGCGAACAUUGAAUCAAAUUUGAAUGAACAAAAAGCACUUCUUAUUGAAAGUAAAGCUACGAUUUCUAGUCGUGACCCUCGGCUUAAUAAAAACAUACACAAAAAUGAUCAUAGUGAAUUUUCUGAAAUGACAUCAGCGGAAAAGGAUAAUAAUUUAGUAGAAAUAGGUGAUGUUGAGGAAGAUAAUUAUCUAACAGAAAUCGCUAAAAACGUCAAUGAGAAGAUCAUGUCUUCAGAAAACGAAGAGUUUAUGUUCGUAAAUGAUGGCUUUGAAUUAGGUAAUGAGUUGCAAGAUGAUUCAAAUAGUAAAUUCUAUAGUCGUCCACCCACAUCAAUGAGUGUUCGGAGUGCUCCAAACUUUAACGAUGAUCGAUCGAACUUCGGAUCUAUUUGUGAUGAAAAUACGAAUACAGAAGUAAUGGACAUGGAUUUAGAAGACGAACUGAGUGUGUAUACCAGUUAUUCACAGGAUGUAGGAAGGGGUCGUGGAAGGAGAAGACGACGAAGAAGAAGUAUUUUGUUGAAGCGGAGACCAAAAAAGCGUGUAACUCAUGACAAUUCAGCAGAAAAAUUUGAGUGUACAUUAUGCAAAAAAAUUUUUUAUUCGCUAAAUUCAUUGACGAAACACAACAUGACAUUAGCACAUGUAUCAAAACUAUCUGCACAAGAGUACCUCUUAUCGAAAACAUUGGAGAACGCAUCAACUACAUCUCAGAUUAUCCCCAACAAUAAAGAAAUACAAAAAUAUAUUCCAACUGAUUCCACAGGCUCACGGAAACCGGCGAACAACAGUGAUGUAAAUCUAAUUUCUGAACAAAGUGAUACUGACCUCCCACACCAUAAUAGCUUGGAACAACGGGUUCAUCCUGUCAAUGUCAUGGAAAAAAGAGAAAAAAGUGACAAUGGCAAAGGUAAAACGCAUUUCAAUAACGCUACACGUCUGAAUCUUAAUCCAGAUGAGCGUUUGUUCUUCGAAUGUUGUAACAUAUUGAAAGGAGCGGAAACAACAUGUGUAAACAAUGGCGAAGAUAAUAAUAUGGGCUGUGCAUUUGAUUACAACUUCAAAGCCAAAAAUCAAAUAUGCAUGGUUCCAAGCAAUACUUUCAAAUCGUUAUCCAACGAAAUCUCCAAAAAACAGAUUACCUCAGAACUAGUUAGUUGCAAACCUAACGUCUCUCAGCAGGAGUUUAAAAGUCCUCCUGUUCAGCAUGCAACUAUUUUGAACAAAGUUGGACCCACUACUUCUGCUCGAGAUCAACGAGCGGCUUCACCUAACUAUUCAGCCAUUUCUCAGUUUUCUGCUGUAACUAAUGCAACAUCUAGAUUUAAAACUAAAGCUGCCAUGAAAGGUUAUGAAAACACUAAUGUGGACUUAUCGUUGUGUAAGGAAUUGGAAGCAAAAUCGCCUGCUGUGUGUAAAUUGACUGAGUUAGCCGAAAUCGCUUUGGGAAAUGAGAAAUCCAAUUCACCGGAAUUUACUUCCAUAUCAAACCACCAGGAAGGUUCUAUUUAUAGACGGCUGGCAAGUCGAGAAUAUAUAACAUCAUCAGUCGCUGUUGAUAAUCCGAAAAAUUGUGGUGAUGGUAUUGGCCAAGUGGAUCGAAUCAAAAUUAAUGAAGUUCAAAGUUCAACGUCAUCGAAAACCAUAAUGCAUUCUUCCAAAAUAAAAUCUGUAGGGGAAGAGCAGAGUAAGGAAGCCUGCAAAAGAAUUGUUAUACCAGAGAGGCCAUUUAAAAAUAUCGGUCUAGAAGAAAAGGAAACAAUUACCUUUCAAAAGCCCAAAACAACUGUUAGUUUGCUAACAGAUGAUAACAGUAUUUCGACAACUAGCUACUCAGAUCGUGAUGAUUUUGACUUUGCUUCUUUGAGUUGCGAUGAAGAGCCUAGCCCAAAGGUUAGUAAUGAAAGGAAUGUCAAAGAUAACUCGGAUAGUAGUUCUAGUCGAGCGACAGCUAAAACUUUUGAAAAUAAAUCACUCAUAAUGGAUCGCAUAUUUAAAAAUAUGGGUACGAAAGCAAAAACAUCUGUGAAAGUACAAAGUAUAGGCAUACAGAAGGAUCCGUCACCAAAAGCUGACAUCAAUCAAUUGUUUGAUGAAUUACGUGGUGAUUGUGGACCUAAAGUGAGAGCAUCCGAGAGCACUUCUAAAAAGCAUACUGUUUUAGAUAGCUCCGAAAAUUUGCCACUUAAACAAAGGCAACCAAUUCCUCAAGCGGAAAGGCCAUUAUCGUUUACUCGUGGAUCGAAGGAAAGCCGAAAGAAAUCUAACGUUAGCUCGAAGAGCCAGAAAGAAAUAACGAGACUGCAAUCAGAAUUAGGUAUGAGUCAGGAAGAGAUUGUCAAACUAAUUAACGAAGGGCAAAGAAAAUCGAAAAGACGUUGCGCGACAAAUAGACCAAAAAAGCUGGUGGAAAUGUGGAGUUCAGAUGAGUAUGAAGAAUUUUUAUCUACGAAGGAUAUAAUUGCGUUAAUAGAGGAAAAGGAAAAACAAGAAACCCGAAAAAAACGAAAGACCUCGAAUCACUUAACUACAAGUAAUAAUAAAAAUAAAGUUAUUGAAAGUCCCAAGCUAAUAACUGGAAGGAGGAAAAGUGUAAGGUGUGUUGCUGAUAAUAAGGAAAGAUCUGUAGAGGCCACUGCAGAGUUGAAAACUUACCAAUGCUGUAAAUCGAACGGUGCAUCAACAAAGGCGCAGAGCAACCAUGUGCCCACACAUUCCUCUGAGAAUAAAGGAAAAUAUACUCGUAGUUGUACAACAGUUGGCAGCGAUAUUAAACAUAAAAAUAGUAUUAGUAGUGAAUUAAACCAGAAAAGUACAACUAAUCGCAUAAAUAAUAAGAAAAAACGGUCCUCCAAAGGCAGUUCCGAAACUGUUGUACCCAAAUCGUUAGCAUUAGAUAAAGGGAUGAGGGAAGAUAAAAAGAUAUCUAGAAUGGAAAUCACUUCCGCAGAUAAUGCUAAAGGUAUGCUGCAAGGGAAAGAGGAACAGCCCGAAAAAAAUUUAUCAGAUUUGAAACAAACUAAUUCUAGAACUAGGAGUAAUAAAGAAAGAAAUUAUACUGAAAGUAAGGAUGUUGUAAAUAACAUAAAAUCAUUACCUAGGGAAUCUGGCACGAGUGUUGUAGUUAAUAAGCACACGAAUAAUCAAUGUAAUAAGAAUCGAAGAAAAAAUCAAUCCCAUCAAUCGCCUCCACGUCGAAAGCGUUUGGCAUCCGAAAAACUGUACUACUGGUCGUCGUCAAGUGACGAAGAAUUUGGUAAAAUCAGUUCAGCAUGUGCCCAAGAGUUUGAUGGCGGCGAACAAUAUCAAAAGCAUGGAUGGAUUGUAGGAGAUUCACAUAAAAAACUAGUGACUUUACUCGCAAUAGCAAAAGGAAACAAAAAAGUUGAUAAUAGUUGUGGAGUAAAGAAAAAUGUUUGCAGAAAGAAAAACUAAUGUUAAUAAGCAUGUAAAUAUAUAGUUUUAAAAUUAAGAUAAUGUUAUAUGUAUAACGGAUUUUUUAUUAAAUAUAUUUUUAAAAUAAAGCCUAGCUUACGGUAAAUAUCAGAAAAUGUUGAACUUA
Zeugodacus cucurbitae (melon fly) is the source of this 10536-nucleotide messenger RNA. RefSeq lists its product as uncharacterized. Lineage: Eukaryota; Metazoa; Arthropoda; Insecta; Diptera; Tephritidae. The record is from RefSeq and is a predicted model, not a curated record. The transcript has 4 exons. The coding region runs from base 561 to 10409 and encodes 3282 amino acids.